UGUUGUUGUUGUUGUUGUUUCCCGGCGAAAAAGAAGCACCACAGAAGCUCACCGGUGAUGGACGUGACCACGUGCCUGAAGUCCCUGCUGCUGGCCGUCCAGCAGUACAGAGACGGCCGCACGACGCAGAACGCCGCGCAGCUCCAGAAGCUGGUGGAGGACGUGUCGGGCCUCAAAUGUGACCAGCUGCUCUCCUCGGGUCAGGUCAUGUCCCGCGAGUGUGUGAGGGGGCUGGUGGAGCUGGCUGGAAACCCCAACACCAUCCCCACCCUGACGAGCGCCAUCGUCUCCCUGCUGUCGCAACUCGCCGGUGACGAUGGCGGUCUGGAGGUUCUGAACAGCAGGUACAACCUCACCAGCACCCUGGCAUCCGUCGUCCACUGCCACAGCGGCACGCCGGAGGAGCCCCUGGUGCUGCAGUGUUUGCAGCUGCUGCAGCGACUGACCUACAACACUCGCGUCUUCCAGUCGACCAACUACAUCCAGGAGCUGCUCGCCUUCCUCAUGGCCGCCGUCCAGUCCCACAGCGACGAGCUCCUGGCGCCGUGCCUCGGCCUCAUGGUCAACCUGUGCCGGGACAACCGCUCGGUGCAGCGCCACAUCAAGUCUCUGGACCUCAUGAAGCCGUUCUACAGAGCGCUCAUCAACCUCCUGGCCCACAACAGUCUGACCGUGGUGGUCUUCACGCUGUCCAUCCUGGCCAGCCUCACGCUGGGCGAGAAGGUCGGAGAGAAGCUCUUUGAUGCUCAGAACAUCCACCAGACCUUCCAGCUGGUGUUCAACAUCAUUGUGAACGGAGACGGAACUCUGACCAGGAAAUACUCUGUGGACCUGCUGGUGGACCUGCUGAAGAACCCCAAGAUAGCAGAGUACCUCACCAGGUAUCAACACUUCUCGGCGUGCGUGUCGAAGGUUUUGGGACUCCUCCAAUCAAAAGACCCCGACUCGGCAGCCAAGGUGCUGGAGCUCCUGCUGGCCAUGUGCAGCGUCUCCGGUCUGCGUCCUCUGCUCUGCGAGGUCGUCUUCCGGCCAGCGGCGGGCCGCAGCCGGCGGGGGGGCGGAGCCGACGACGGGCGCAAGGCGGAGUCCGGGCUCGCCCUGGUGCAGUGGCUGAGCUCGCCUGUGGAGGGCGCCGAGUCGUGCACGCUGCAGGCGCUGCAGCUGCUGAGCGAGCUGCUGGAGGAGGCGCUGGCGGCCGGCGCCGUGUCCGAGUGCGUGCUGAGCUUCGUGGAGAUGGCGCUCCCCGUCCUGUUGGCGCUGCUGCGGGGCGCCGGCCCCCCCGCCCAGGGGGACGCUCACCUGAGGAAACACUGCCACCGCGUCGCCCACGUCACCAGCCUGCUGCUCGUGCUGUGCACUGAGGACUCCACCCGGGCGCUGGUGUCCCGCCAGGUGAGUGCUCCGCUCGGCCUCCAGCAGGUGGAGGUCCUCCUCUCCUGCUGCCACCCGGCGGGCUCCGACAACGACCUCGGUCAGCUGUGUGCAGACGCUCUGCUGAAGACUCUGGAGCUGAUGAGUAAACUGAGACAACAGGUGGAGGACAUGGAGACGAGUUUCUACCGGCUGCUACAGGACCAGAGGAUCGUGACCCCCCUCUCUCUGGCGCUGACGUCCCACCACAGGGAGCGCGUGCAGACGGGUCUGUCUCUGUUGAUGGAGGCCACGCCCCUCCCAGACUUCCCCUCCCUGGUUCUGGGAGAGAGUUUGGCCGCCAACAACGCGUAUCGGCAGCGGGAGGCGGAGCUGUCCGUCAAGCGCGUCGCCGUGCAGGAAGUCCCGCCUCCCAGCAUCCUGGACGGCUCCAGCAGGAGCGUCCACGGCCUGGUGGACAGGAUGCAGAGCGGCUUCCAGCUCCAUGACCAGGUGAAGGACUCUCACGUGUCUCAGAUCAUUGAUGUUUACGAACAGAAGCUGUCGGCAUUUGCGUCGAAGGAGAGUUGUCUCCAGGACCUGCUGGAGGCCAAAGCUCUGUCUCUGUCUCAGGCCGACAGGCUGAUCGCCCAGUACCUGUUUGAGAGGACUCAGGCUGAGGCUGAGGCGUGCCAGCUGGGCGCCCUGCUGAAGGAGGCGGAGCGUCGCCGUGAGGAGCUGCACGGCGAGCUGAGCGGCCAGGUGCAGGAGGCGGAGCUCGCCAAGGCCGACAUCGAGGAGCUGCUGCAGCACAACGCCCGGCUGCAGCACGACUCGGACCAGCACCAGAGCCUCAAGGGGGCCUACAACGCACUGCUCAACAGGUUCACUGACAGUGAGCGGCUGCUGAAGGAGCUCCAGGCGUCUCACGUCUCGCUCACCAAGCAGAGCGACGCGCUGAGGAGGAACCACGAGGCGCUGCAGCUGCAGCACGAGAGGACGGCGUCGGGGUUAAAGGAGAGAGAGGAGGAGGUGAGAUCCCUCCAUUCAGACCUGCAGCAGAAGAGCAACGACAUCACAGGUCUCCAUGGUGACCUGAGGGUCGAGGAGCAGAAGCUGCAGCUGAAGGAAGGAGAGAGGAGAGAUCUCGAGGAGACGAGGGACGCUUUGAGGAAAGAGCUGAACAAGACGGAGCAGGCGAGGAAGGACGCCAGCAUCAAGGCGUCGUCUCUGGAGCUGCAGAAGAUGCAUCUGGAGGUGAAGCUGAAGCAGAAGGAGGACGAGCUCAGCAAACACUCCUCCAUGAUCGCCAUGAUCCACAGCCUGAGCAGCGGGCGGGCCAAGGGGGGCGGCGACCUGUCGCUGUGA
This is a messenger RNA of Pseudoliparis swirei, 2718 nucleotides long. It is a transcript of the gene cip2a, whose product is annotated as cellular inhibitor of PP2A. NCBI's taxonomy places the organism in Eukaryota, Metazoa, Chordata, Actinopteri, Perciformes, Liparidae. The record is from RefSeq and is a predicted model, not a curated record. The coding region runs from base 58 to 2718 and encodes 886 amino acids. The transcript has 22 exons.